Penaeus vannamei (Pacific white shrimp) is the source of this 2943-nucleotide messenger RNA. Lineage: Eukaryota; Metazoa; Arthropoda; Malacostraca; Decapoda; Penaeidae. The record is from RefSeq and is a predicted model, not a curated record.
GAGCAAAGCCGCAUGAAGCUGACCCCACUGAAGAGGUUGCAGAAGAAUGACUCACGUGUGGCAUCCCCCUCUGUGCAGUCUCCUGGCGGCCCGUUUGCUGUUCGCAGCUCCUCCUUCCAGCUUGUUGGCUUCACUCACCUUAACAUUUCUACACUCACCAGGAAUGCUUGGACACUUGAAAAGGUCCCUUUUUCCUCACCAUUGGAUGGCCAUCUGCUGAUGAGCGUGAGUUGUAGCUUUGAGGGAGGCAUCACAGAGCGAGGCUUCCUCACGAUGUUUGAGGAUGUUGGGGGCUUUGGUGCUUGGAACAGAAGGUGGUGUGUCCUUAGCGGAAUGCACCUUCGAUACUGGAGAUAUCCAGAUGAUGAGACCAAGAAGGAUGCCAUUGGACAGAUCGAUCUACGUAGAUGCACAACACGGCGUGUAGAGCUUGUGGCAAGAGAUGUUUGUGCCCGUCAGCAUACCUUCCAGUUGACCUGCGUGCGUCCUGCUUACAGUGGGGAUAUUAAUAAUCUUGUUCAAGAGAUUCAUGGUUCUGCUCUUGUUAGCAAGUUGCUCUUGUCUGCAGACAGCAAGGAGGAGAGAAUUCUGUGGUGCAACAAGCUUAACAAGGCUUUGGCUAACAUCAGGGCUUGGGAUCCUGAUGCUCUUAGGCCAGAGGAUUACCAAGUAUAAUGGCCACAUCUCUUUAAGGAUAUUUGCAGCUUAAAUAACAAAAAUUUGCUUUUGAAAAAAAAAAAAAAAAAAAAAACUAAUUUCUUGGGCCAAAUGAUUAGAUUUAGAACAGUAGGUACUUAUUUUUAUUUGCCAAUUUGACAGUUUUCAUUGACAGGAAAGUGAGUGCCUUGCCAAAUUUCUUGAUGUUUAUAUAAAACUUAUUACCUGAACGUGAUAGGAAACACAUUAGUUUAUGAUGGAAUAUAUAUAUAUUUUAUAGCAGAGAUGCUUUUUAUGAACAUAUUUCUUCUUUUCAUAGUGUGCUUUCAUAUGCUUUAUUACAAUGAUUUACUUUUAUUGUAGUGGGAUUUAUUUAUAUUUAAAUAUGUAGUAUAUGUUACUAAUCACAUGUCUUAUCAGUUUCUGAAUAAUGGCAAACUAUCCAAAGGAAUAUUUGUUGAACACAUCUGUGCUUGCAUUGAACAUGCAGAAAUGAGCAGUGAUGAUUCAGUAAUAAUGUUCUUUUGUAUGAAUAACUUAUCCUUGACUUUGCAAAGUAAUUCAUACCUCACUCCUCUCUAGCCAUACAUUUUGAUUACAUUGAGGCAGUACAGUAUGCAUUUUAUACUUUUGGGGUGCAGGAUUUUGAAUUUUUGAAAGAGAUUCUAUAUAGCCUUAUAAACUAGAUAUUUUUCUAUGGGAGUGCUGACUAAAUAUUGAAGAUUACAUGGGGAUAACUUUCCUCCAGUUUAUUUAUAACAUCGUCUUUGUAGGUCUAUAGCAUCCCUUAUACAGUCUGUCCUAUUGUAAUAAAACAGUAGCAAAAACAGGAGUUUACUUGAAAUGUCCUCUCUUAUAACCUGAUUAAUUUAACAAAGUUCACCAUCAAUUUAUUAGACUGUUAAGGUAUUUUUUGUGGGGGUGGCUUCCUAAGCUUCUAAUCCUCAGGACCCCUAGGAUGUUCUUAGGGUUACAUGAGCAUUUGAAAAAGUAAAUAAAUGUAAAAACAGAGAUUUUGUUCAUUUUUAAUAAGUGUAUGUAUGCUGAAGUGGCUGGCUAGGGCUUGAGUUGACUAACAGUAAUUUUUGCUAUAUACUUCUAGUUGGACACUGAGGGUUCCAGGCCACAGAAAUUCUGGUAUUUAGUUAUGCACUCCUCAAAUUUGUGCAUGAUAUUGUGGAGGGUGUGACAAGGGCAGUGAUUCAGUAAUUCCCAAGGGAGGUGCAAACCAUAGCAUACAGGACCUUACCUGCUCAAAUAAGGAAUGUCCUGAAUGUGGCUAUCAAGGUUGUCAACUUUAUCAAAGGUAGAGCCUUUAACAGUUGUCUUUUCAAACUGUUGUGUAUGGAUAUGGAAUCUGAAUCAAUGAAGCCUUGCUUUUUCACACAAAUAUGUGAUGGCUAUUAAAGGGGAACAUGCUCAGAUGGCUUUAUGAAUAUCAGAAAUAACAUUUCUAGAGUUGAAGCAGAAGGCAAAUCACCAUGACAAGUUCCAAUUCAAAGGCAUUCAGCUAUCUAUCUCUAUCUUACCUGGUGGACAUCUUUGAAACUGAAUGCUCACACCUCAAACUACAAGGGAAAAUCAUCUAUAUUCUCAGCACCACAACAACAUUCAAACCUUCAUGACCAAACUCACCCUCUGGAAAUGUCAAAUUCAGUAGGGAAAGACAGCCAGUUUGCCUUCUGCUCUCAUUCACAAUAACCUAGAUUCUAAGUCAAAGAAACAAAUAAUGACUCCUCUAACUGAUUUGAAAACAGAAUUCAUCAGCAACCUCCCAAAUGUAGAUGAGAAGAGUGAAGCCUGGAAAUUCAUCAGGAACCCAGCUCAAUGUAAAGCAGUUGAUGUUUUUGAUGGAGUGCAAGAGAUACUUUCUUGAGCUGAAAUUGACCUCUACAGCUAAGAAAUGUUUUAAAGAAUUGCAUCUUGAGAUGCUCUGAGUCAAAUACCAAAUAGAGGGCAGCCAGCUGUGGAGCGACAGUGUUUAGCAGGGUGGCCAGACUCUCCGCAAAUAUAAACUUCAUAGAGGAGGUUAUGUCUAAGGAAGCUAAUCUAGUAAUAUUGGUGUAGGAAUUCGGUGGCCACUUGGAGGAAUAGUGUAGCAUUGUACUGCUUCUGCAUCAUAGGCAAUGAGGCAAGCAAGUAGAUCGUUUUCAUAGUGGCCAAUCCUUGCCAUAGGAAGGGCAAUGAAAGGUGGACAGGCAGGAUGUCAGCAUGUACAAACAAUGUCUGUGAGAGUCCUUCAGAGUUUGGCUUCUAUGUGUCAUUAAACCACCCAUAUAAACCUUG